AUAUCAGUAGUUGCAGCUAAGCUUAUGGAAACGCAAGAAACCACAGUAUCCACUGUAGAAAAAAGAGCCAACGCAGAAGGCUUAAAAAAAAACCAUACUUACUCACUCAGCAGAAAACGAAUAAGAAGACGAAUAUUUUUCCAAAACUAACAAAACGCUAUUGCCAAAUAAAAGUGCUAGAAGACGAAUAUUUUUCCAAAACUAACAAAACGCUAUUGAAGUGCUAGAAGACUAAUAUUUUUACAGUGACCCUUAUGUAAACUGAAUAUAAAUGGAAAAUUACAGGAGGCUAUAAACUCUUUAACUUGAAAGCGUAAAGAAACAUUACAGAAUAAAGACUAAUAUUUGUUUAAGGGAAAGUUGGGGUAACAUUCCACAAUAACGUUAUCAUCUAAAGAACAGAAAAUCAUUGUGGUGCCAAGAAGGUCAGGCCGACCCAAGAACAGGAAAUUCAAAUCAUUGUGGUGCCAAGAAGGACAGAUGGCUGGUAUUUUAAGAAAUGUAUUAAGAGGAGUUGUGGGGUACAUUUGUGUAUAAAAUGAAUGUGAAACUAACUAUCGAGGUUGAAUUCUGCAGAGUUGAUCCGGCUUUGUGCACAUGUGCAAAUAAAGUCUAACUUCUGAAGAGCUUGCUGCUGUGGUGUCUUUUCCUCGUGAAGUAAUUUUCUACAAAUUAAUGAUUGGACUUUGAAUUCUGUCGGUUCCUAGACACGACACUCACGUCCCCAACACAUUGGAGGUUGCCACCGAGAUAGGAUUUUGAGCAGACUGGCCACUUCUGCGUGAGGCGAAGUGAAACAACACAUUAACAGCCGAAGGUUGGUUGAAGUCCACAUCCGAGCGAAACUUUCCAUAUACUCUACAAGUCUGGUUCAUAGCUGUUAUUCCGAAAGAAAAAGACGCACUAACAGUAAAACACUACGGUUUUCUGCGUCUGUCCUCCAGACUUGGAAAUGAUGGAGCUGAGAAGCAUCGGUGAGAGUGAUGGAUUCACCUUUUGGCUGGCACAACCCGAGGAUUAUGAUGCUGUGAUGGACAUCUCAGAAAACAUAUAUGGUGGCAACGACUACUUGCCCCACCGCUACCACUCCUGGAUGACUGAGCCAAAUAGAGUGGUGAUACUUGCAAAGAGGGAGGGAAAACUGGUGGCGUUGGAAUCAGGCCUGGUGGUGGAUGAGGGGCACACAGUUGUUGUGGAAGGGUUACGGGUGUGUCCAAAUGAAAGGGGAAAAGGCGUGGCAAGGAUAAUUCAGAGAUGGGUUCAACAGUACAUACGCCAACUGUACCCCAGCGUGAGAGUCUUGCGUCUGACCAGAAACAAUGACUCUGGACCGGAGAAGUUGGCCAAAUUUACAGUGCUGGGCAAGCGGGCAAUUCUUUCAAUUUGUGGUAAGGCAGAGAAUCUUGAUAGCUUCCUGUCCAUCUUGAAAGCCAAGCUUGAUCCUGAGCCCAUGCUGACGGUCUUGGAUGAGGUGCAACUGAGAGGCCUGCUGCUGGAUUCUGAACUCGGCUCCCGUCUCCAGCUUCCGGGGGAUGCAAUGAUCGUAGACUGGCAGCCAUUACAGCCAAUUGAAAGCAAUCUGGAGGUCUUUCAGAGACGAAACCUGACAUGGUUGGCUGACAGGUCGGUGUCACCUACUUUCCUCAGUGUUCAUACGCCACCGUACCCAGUUCCGUACAAUGGAGGCUCCCUCCGCUUCAAUAUUGACCUGUUUGGAACCAGCCAAUCACUGGCACACCUAGCUUUGGUGUCCCACCUGGAGAGGGUGAGGGGUAAGAUCCAGGGGGUGGUAUGGAUAUUUGUGUACAUGCACAGGUCAUUGUGGAAGGGAAUGAGGGAGUACUGUGAGAGUUUGACUGAUGUGGUAAGUUUCAGGGACUACUGGGAGCAACUGAUUCUGGAGAGGCCCUUCUGAGAAAGAGUAACAGAAUUCCUGGUGCUUUCCUCACAUCUGACCUUAGCAACAGGGAGAUGAGAGAAGAGAGGGAGCACUUGAGAAGCAGUCAUUUGUGUUAAUGUUAUUAUAUAGUGAUACUGUUCUGAAGCAUGAUACAUAUCAUUGAGAACAUAUCUGAUUAAGAAAUAAUCACCUGGAUUGAAUUAAAUUAAAUCUUUUCUGCAAUACCAUUUCAAGGGAGUUGCACUGAUGAAGCUCAUGAUUAUGGAAACAACAGAAACUACAAGCUAAAGUAAACAGACUUGAUUUCAUCUUAAUGUUCAAGUUAGUAAUCAUUUCACAAUCAAAGGAGUGGAUGUUGUCAAAUUAAAAUAUGAAAUAGAAUAAAUUUUGAGUAUAUGUAUCAUGGCAUGUCUGCUUUAUGUAGGCUACUUGUUAAUGCAAUAAUCAGAAAGAACACAAUUGCUGUUUGUGUUGUGUGUAUGGAGAAUAUGAAUUAAAGUUCAACUUAACUAUUAA
Anguilla anguilla (European eel) is the source of this 2416-nucleotide messenger RNA. It is a transcript of the gene nat16l, whose product is annotated as N-acetyltransferase 16, like. Gene Ontology annotation, molecular function: acyltransferase activity, transferring groups other than amino-acyl groups. The coding region runs from base 953 to 1915 and encodes 320 amino acids. The record is from RefSeq and is a predicted model, not a curated record. The transcript is spliced from 5 exons. Lineage: Eukaryota; Metazoa; Chordata; Actinopteri; Anguilliformes; Anguillidae.